This is a messenger RNA of Rosa rugosa (rugosa rose), 1110 nucleotides long. Its product is annotated as F-box/kelch-repeat protein At3g06240-like. Lineage: Eukaryota; Viridiplantae; Streptophyta; Magnoliopsida; Rosales; Rosaceae. The record is from RefSeq and is a predicted model, not a curated record. The coding region runs from base 1 to 1110 and encodes 369 amino acids. Gene Ontology annotation, molecular function: protein binding. The transcript has a single exon.
AUGGCAGAGGACGGCGACAUAAUUUCAGAGAUUCUGGCGAGGCUACCGGUCAAAUCUCUGAUGCGAUUCCGGUGCGUAUCCAAGUCGUGGAGUGCUCUGAUCUCCGAUCCUUACUUCACAAAGAAGCACUUAAGCUACACAGAAAUGGGCAUCACUGAGAACAGCUCCAGGCUCCUUUAUUCACUGGACCCUCCACAAUCCCUAGACCACGAAGCAUUGAAGGAUUUGAAGGAUCAUAGGGAUGGUUAUUUUGCCAACAGAGAGCUUGAUCUGCCGGUAAUGAUCCCGGGCUCAUCCAAUCGUUAUAAAAGGAUCGUUGGUUGUUGCAAUGGGUUAAUAUGCAUUUUAGUUGAACAAGUCGACUUUAUGUUAUGGAAUCCAUGUACUAGAUACUCCAACGUGUUACCAAGAACAAAAUUCCCUUCCUAUUUUCCAAAAUUUAAUAGUCGGAACGUGUUUUGUGGGUUCGGUUAUGAUUCUGCUACCGAUGAUUACAAGGUAAUAAUGGGGACUAGAAACUGCAAACAAAUUCAGAUUUUCACUCUAAAAACGAGUUCAUGGAAGGUGCUCCCCUUAACCAAUGCUCUUGACAUGUCAGGUACGGCGGGGUUGUUAUUGAAUGGAUCUUUGCACUGGUUGGCUGAACCCCAGCCAAAUGCAGGGAAUCGCCAAACAAUAUUGUCUUUUGAUUUGGUGGAGGAGAAGUUUCGUGAGAUGAUUCCAUUACCCCAUCAUGAUGCUUACUUUCAGGGUAUGACGAUUCUUAGAAAUUAUCUUUGUGUGUUUGAACUCUUAGUUGGCCGGGAUCGUGUUAACACAAUAUGGUUGAUGAAGGAGUAUGGGGUGAAGCAAUCUGGGACUCAAGUUAUAAUGUGUUCUAAAAAGGUUAUGCCUCAAGAGUACAGACAUGUGUUCAUGCAGCCUAUUUGUAUUCUAGAGAAUGGAGAACUUUUGGUUAAUGAUUGGCGUGCAGGUUUCUUGGUGUUAUAUGAUCCAAAGGAAAAUACAUUCAAGAAUGUUACCAAGACUCAUGAUCAAUUGCGUUGUGGAGCUUUAGUUUACAGAGAGACUUUAGUUUCACCAGUAACCGGCAGUGUUGUAGACAUCUGA